CAACUUCAGCGGUCGGCUCAGAUCUCCUGGGGAACGUGAGGGGUGUUAGAUUUCUUUUACAAUGGAAACUCAAUCAGGAAACGAAGCAGAGGUGCUGAAAGUUUUGGGACCCACACGGGUCACCGAUGCCAAAGAGGACCUGCAAGAGAGUCGACGCAUUGAGAGGUUCGACAUCCCGCUUACCAACCUAAAGAACAUGUUUGAGAAACCACAAGUUCGGGAUCUGGAAGUAAAAGGCUCACCGUCGAAUGCUUUGAAUCAAAAGAGCAAGGGACCAUCGAGGACACAUGUAUCCAAUCAGAGUGAGGAGAUGAGUAACUCUGCAGGCAGCACAAGUGUUUCAGUGCUAACAGAUACAGAAGGUGGAGUAGAGACUGUCCCUUUAAAGGAACGACUGGCUUUAUACCAGGCUGCUAUAAGCAAAGAGGAGAAAAAACCUACUAGUGUGAUGGCGGACUCUGAAGCAUGCUCUGUACCAGGAGGACUGGCCAGUGUAAAGAAACAGUUUGAGAGUCAGAAAAUCAGCUCAUCUACAUCCUCACACACCACAGUCACACAGUGCCACUACCACCAGAGACAGGAGGUGGUAAGCUCAUCAGAAAUGAGUGUGAGGAGCAGUGUGGAAGGAAGUCAUGAUGUAAAGAUAUCUCAAGAUCAGAAAGUUCAACAGAGUGUAGCAUCUAGCUUUGGGAGCCAUUUUGACGAAAACGUAACGGUGAUAGGAGAUCAGCCUAAAAUUUCAACCCAGGCACUAAAACAGCAACAUGAAAAAAGCAUCGAAGAAGCCAGUCCAAGCAAGCAGCUCAAGAUUGAUAGUGAUUACAGCCAGUUCCAAUGGGAGCCAGCUAAUGUGUCAUCAAAGAUUGCAACAGGAAGUAGUUAUAAGUCUGUUACAAACAGUAAGAAGGAGACCUCCUCCUCCUCCUCUACAUCUGCCUAUUACGAAACCUCUGAUCAGUCUGCCCUUCCACCACCACCUACUGACUUCCUUCAGGUUCCUGGAGAGGUUCCAGAGCGUUGUGUCUCACCUCAGCCCCCUGAUCAACAUGCUGCCCAAAAGGGUCCCAUUAGCAAGGAACAGUAUUUUAAGCAGAAAAACCUCCUUGAGUUAAAACGCCUGUACAAGCAUAUCCAUCCAGAGGUCCGCAAGAACCUGGAGAGAGACUUUAUUACUGAAAUAGAGCAAUCUCACAUGGACAGUGAUGAGGAGGUGAGUGGUGACGUGCGGCAAGCCCGAUACGUUUUUGAGAACAAUGGCAGCAGUCCUGGUAAAUGUAUGAGCCCAGAAAGAGAGUAUCUGGAAUGGGAUGAGAUUCUGAAAGGUGAGGUGCAGUCCAUGCGUUGGAUGUUUGAGAACAAGCCACUUGAUACUAUCAAAGAUGACACACCAGACGAAAAUGAAAGCAGAAAUAUUGCUCAACAGGAAAUCAUUGCUGGAAAGGACGUUAGAUUUACCACUUGGAUGUUUGAAACACAACCUAUUGAUGCGCUGGGUUCAGAAACACCUGACUCAAUGGAGCACAGCAGUGAACAAACAGAUCUAGCAAGAGGAGAUGUCCGGACUGCAACCUGGCUGUUUGAGACACAGCCUUUGGACUGCAUGAAUAAAAUUUACCAAGAGGAUGAGGAGGAGGGGCAUGUGGUGUAUACCAAAGAUAUAGCAGGAGGAGAUGUAAAAACUGCAAGAUAUCUGUUUGAAACUCAGCACCUUGAUUCCCUCGGCCACACUGAGACAAUAGAUGAGACACACUUCCUCCAACUAAAGUCAGAACUCGAGGAGAUUAAAGGUGAAGUUAAAACCACAACCAGGAUGUUUGAGACACAACCUAUGUGUGUUAUCCGGGGUGACUCUGGAGAGAUGCUGCAGAUUACAACUGUCAGACGUGAAGAAACUGAGAAAGGUGAUGUGAAAACAUCCCGCUGGCUCUUUGAAACCCAACCUCUGGAUAUGAUUAACAGAGACCCGACUCAAGUUAAGUUGAUCUGUGGAGUCUCCAUGGAAGAGAACUAUCAAGGAGGAGUGAAUCGAGGCAGGUGGCUUUUUGAGACAAAGACUUUGGAUCAGAUCAAAGAUGAAGAAAUAGAGAGCACCAAAAUUCAAAAGGAGGAGAUCAUAGGAGCCGAUGUUAGAAGACACUGCAUGGUUUUUGAGACGCAGCCCAUGGAUACACUGAAAGAUAACAGCAAUGCCAAAUCACCUGAACUAGAGGACAUUAUUGGUGGUGAUGUAACGUCAACCAGACAUUUGUUUGAGACAGUGCCAAUGGAAAAUCUGAAGGAGCUGCCUGAAGUUGGAAAACUACAGAAGGUUGUUGCAUCAGAAGAAGAAAAGGGUGAUGUAAGACAUCAGAAAUGGCAGUUUGAAAGUAAGCCUCUUGAGCAAAUCAGAGAAGACGAAAAAGAAAUCUCACGCACAGUUAAGCUGCAAGAGAUAGACAAGGGUGAUGUCACCAACUUCAAGGAGAUAUUUGAGACGAUGGAUCUGAGCAAGUGCAAAGAUACACAUAAGAUUGAAGUUGAAGGGGUCACAGGUGGAUCUGUGAAAUCAAACAAAGUGCUCUUUGAGUCCACUCCCUUGUAUGCCAUCCAAGACAGCUCAGGACACUACCAUGAAGUCAAAACUGUACAUCGCGAAGAAAUUGUCAAAGGUGAUGUAAGGAGCUGCAAGUGGAUGUUUGAGACCCGGCCAAUUGAUCAGUUUGAUGAGAGCAUCAACAAAUUCCAGAUCAUUAAGGGAAUUUCUAAACAAGAAAUUGAAUCAGGAGAUGUCAAAACAGCAAAGUGGUUGUUUGAAACUCAGCCACUUGAUGGAAUCAAAUAUUUCAGCAACAUGGAAGAGGAGGACAACAGGAAAAACGAGUCAAUUGAAAUCCAAAAGGGAGAUGUCAAGACAUGUAGGUGGUUGUUUGAGACUCAACCACUGGACGAACUGUAUGAAAAAACAGAGAUAAAGACAGAGGACACCACUGAUAUCCAGAAAGGUGAUGUUAAGACCUGCACCUGGCUCUUCGAGACGCAAAAACUUGACACUAUUAGAGAUGAGUCAGAAACUGUAUUGAAAACUUGCACAGUAAACCAAGAAGAUGUGCAAGGCAAAGAUGUACGUCUAGCACGUUUCCUGUUUGAAACUGAGAACUUGGAGAAUAUUAAAGGUGGUGAGGAUCAGGAAAACUUUAAGAGAGUAACACAGAUUGAUGUCCAGUCUGGAGAUGUAUCAAGAAUGAAAUACAUAUUUGAGACACAAUCAUCUGACAUCAUGACCUCCACAUCUGAGGAUACUAUGCAAAAACUAAAACUGCAACACGCAGAAGACAUUCAGAAAGGAAAUGUAGUCAACUGCACAUGGAUGUUUGAAAAUCAACCAAUUGAUACCAUUAAGGAACAAGGUGAAGGAGUUAAGGAUGUGCGUACAGUAACAGAUGUUCAAGGAGGGAAUGUUGACAAAGGCCGUUUUAUCUUCGAGACAUUUUCCUUGGACAAGAUUCAGGAAGAUUCUUCUGAGACAGAAAUCAGUAAACUUCAGACUAUUACACGAGAGGAGGUCGAAAAAGGAGACGUGAAGAACUACACUAUGAUGUUUGAGACCCAACCACUGUAUGCUAUUCGGGACAAAGAGGGGCACUUUCAUGAGGUUACUACAGUCACAAAAGAGGAAAUUCUGAGAGGUGAUGUGAUUGGGGCACGAUGGAUGUUUGAGACAAAGCCUCUGGACUCGAUUAGAGACACAGAUGAGGUUUAUGUUAUCAAAGCAGUCACAGAAGAAGACAUACAAAAAGGUGAUGUCACCACAGCCAGGUGGAGGUUUGAAACACAACCACUUGACAAAAUUUCUGAGAAUAUAACAGUGGCUACUAAGACAGUUGCAGAUAUCCAGGGUGGAGAUGUCCAAACCAAUAAGCAGCUCUUUGAAAAUGAAGACAUGUCACAGAAGUACGUACGAACUGUUAGCGUAAGUGAGAUACAAAAGGGUGAUGUAAGAAGUGCCACGUGGAUGUUUGAAACUCAUACAAUUGACAAGAUCCGUGGAGAAGGAUCAGAAUACAAUGAGCUGGAUAAAGUAACACAGGAGGAAGUGGUAAAGGGUGAUGUAAAGCAGUCAGUAUGGCUUUUUGAAAAAGAGCCUCUUGAUCGCAUUAAGGACAGCGAUGGAACAGAAAUUGUGAUAUCCCGUGAGGAAAUUCCCAAAGCCGACGUCAAGACGACAACAUGGCUCUUUGAAACUACACCACUGACUGGGUUUAAUGAGACCAACGUGGAGAAGACUGAGAUCAUUGGCAAAAGCGUCAAACAGACACUAGAGGAACUUUACAGUCAGAGAAUGGUUGAUUCUCAGGGGAUUAUAAUUGAAGCUGAUGAGAUUGGUGAUGUCAGAAUGGCCAAGUAUAAACUUCAAAAUCAGGAAUCUCCAGAGAUCCAAAGAGAGGAGGUCAUUCGAGGAGACCUGAAUAAUAUCAUGAUGAACCUGCUCAAUAGGCGUGAGACAGAGAAAGGGAUCACUAUUGAUGCAGAGGAGAGAGGAGACAUCAACACAACUGUCAAGCAACUCUUUAACCAGGAUAGGGAAGUCAGUGUAGAAAAAGAGGAUAUCAUGCAAGGAGACAUACAAGAAGCAAUAAACAAUCUUCUGAAGCAGGAAGGGGCAGCAAAACAUGGCAUUUUAAUUCAGGAAGAUGAGAAAGGAGAUGUAAGAAUGACUAUAUACUCACUUUUGAACAAAGAAGAAGAAGGUGGACUUGUAAAAGAAGAUAUUGUUAAAGGAAACGUACGUGGAACUCUGCAUAGGCUUUUGUGCAAUAGUGAUACUAAAGACCCUACUGCAAAAAUACAAAUAGGCGAUACAGAGAGAGGCAAUGUAAGCUUCUAUUCAACUUGUAUUGAGUCUGGAGCACUGGAAUACCUGAAACAACUUCAAAUAGGUUCAGAUGAAACAUCCCAAGAAACACUUAAAGAACAGAUUAUUGGAGGUGAUGUUGAGCAUACAAAAUUGAUCCUAAAGAACAAUCGUCAAGCAAUUGAACGAACAGUUGCAGAAGAUGAUAUUGUUCCAGGGGAUGUUCUCAACACAGUUCAGGUUUUUAUGAUGGAACCAGUGCUGUCUUUAAACAACAUACAGAAAGAGGAGAUUGUAAAAGGAGACCUGAGAGCAACACUUGACUCACUAACCCAAGCAGUGAAUCAGUACAAAUUGGUUGAGAAAGAGGAGGUGGUCAAAGGUGAUAUAAACACAACACUUAAAUCACUGGAAGAGGCCCAGAACCAACUUAAAGAACUGGAGAAACCUGAAAUUGUUCGGGGGGACAUCAGGGGUGCCCUAGAUUCCCUUGAAAGAUCAAUCACCACCAAGACUGAGGUGAUAGUUGAAGAUGUAGUGGCGGGUGAUAUCAAGAGCACUUUGAAAUCCCUUGAGGAUGCAAAGCAGGCUGUAAAAGAGGUAGAAAAAGAGGAGAUUGUUAAAGGUGACAUACAGACGGCCUUACUAAAUUUACAGGAAGCAUCAGCUGAGAAGAAAGUCUUUCAGCAUCAAGUGAGUGAGCAGGGAGAUGUGAGGGGCACCAUUCAGCUUUUACUGGAACCUACAUCUUCUCCUCAUAUGCAGAGAAGAGCUAGUACAGAGAAUGACAUAAAAAUGUCAAUUAAAUCCCUUCACGAGCAGGAACAAAACCAGAUGGAGAAGGAAGAGGUGAUCAAGGGAGAUGUUCAUGGAACUAUUAAAUGUCUUAUGCAGAAAAAAGAAGAAUCAAAUUAUAAAUCCAAAACAAAUCCUUUAAGAAGAGUUAAAUCAUCCACAAGCCAAUCAGUACCUACUCAGAAAGAGGCUUGUGAAUGCCCUUCUACACACAACACGACUGAUUCUAAGCCAACAAACCCAGUCACCUCUAAAACGUUUUCUCGAGGAACUGAAAUACAAAUACAGGCACAAAAACAAGUGCAUGUUCAACCUGAACAAAGUCAGGUUAUAACUCAAGAACUAAGUUCAGCAACCAAACAUAUGACUGGAGUUGGUCAGUCUGAGUCACAGCAAUUUACACAUAAGACAAAUGUAAAAGAGCAGCAAGUAAAACAACAACAAAGCAUCUCUAAUCCUGUAAUGAUAAAGAAAAAGAACAUAGGAAAGCAGAUACAUGAGAAACAUGCAGAAAGCAAUGCUGUAUGCUCUGGAGAAAGUGAAACAAAAGUAACAAAGCAAUCAACUAAAACCAUAAAACAGACACAAGAAAGCAAGAUGAUCACACAGGUUCAGGAGAGGGUGACAACAGAACAAUCCACUAUUACUCAGAAAACCACCAAUGUAACAUCAGAACAAAACCUUAAAAAUCUAAAGACUGAGCAAAACAUCAAUAAUCUGAACCUGAAUCCAAAAGGAAUGAUCAAAAAGAAGCCACAGCCAAAAAUUAAUUUUCCCCCACCUCCAAAUUCCCCUCCACCCCCUUCAGAGUCUGAGCUCUCCCUUCCUCCUCCUCCAUCAGCAGUGACAGUGCCUACCAUUUCUCUUCCUGCUCACCUGGCUAUGAGGCAGAUUAGCGAUCCCCCUCUUCCACCACCACCUCCACCUGUCAUUGAAUCAGAUGCUGACUUUUUCCCACCACCCCCUCAAGACCUUCUCCCCCCUCCACCAUCACAACAAGAACUCAGCAAUGUGACUCAGUCAAAUCUUGGAAAACCAAAGGGUCGACCUUUAUUCAGAGUGCCACAGUCUGAGCCUCUAAAACAGCCAGAGCCACAAAAGCCUAAGUGGCAGAAAAAACAAACUCCUUCUGCUAUCCCACCACCGCCUCCUCCUCCACCACCACAAGCACCUGAGAAUGAGUGGACAAAACCGGAAACCAAACAUGUUACAACUAUCACAGAAACCAAAAUAAAAGAAAAACAGCAUGUAGAAAAGGUUAAGGAACCGAAGAUGCCACCUCCACCUGUUACUGUAAUACCAUCAGCAAUCCAAGUAAACAAGCCAGAGCCAGAGGAACCACCCCGACCUAAAAAAAUAUUUGUUCCUCCAAUUAAACUCCCACCAACCCCAGAGCCAGCUGCUGAACCAAAGCCCAGACCUUAUGCAAGGAAAUUUAUAACACCACUUAUGAUGGCAGAAGAAAAAUAUCGCAAACAAAGAGAGGAAGCUGAAAAGAACAAAACAGGCUCUACUCCAACAUCUCCUCCUACUAAUAUGUUUCCCCCUACUAGUUAUACUGAAGCAGAGUCAACCACACAAAAACUCAGUCAGUCAAUAAUUACAAUGGAAUCACAGCAAGAACAUUCUAAAGAACCAGAGCCUGAGAAAAAGCCAGCUGUGGCACCCAGAGAGCAAGAACAUCUAAAUAAACAAAUCACAGAAACACAAGAACAACAAAUAAAACUUAGUACCUCAAAAAUGUCUCAACCGCCUGUCAGACAAAAUACACCUGGAAGCUUUCAGUUAAGCAAGCUGUCCUUUCCUAAAGUAGGUAAGAAAACAAUGAUUGAAUCAGUUGGUGUUACUUCAGAUGAAAAACGGGUCUCUGCUACUGACACCAAGGUUACAAGUGAAAUAAAAUUUCAGCCAACACCUGUAAUUCCUCCUCCACCAGUAACUGAACACCUACAAAAUGUAAAGGCAAGCUCUCAUACUUUUAAGCAAGAAGUUAGUUCUUUGCAGAAAUGUUCAGAAAAUGUUCAGUGCCAAUCUGGAUCUGCAGAAGCUAAAGAAACUAUAACUGAGGAAACAAAAAAGACACUACAACAACCUACCAAAAUCCCAAAAGUAACCCCAAAUUUUAAAGUCAAAACUAUUAAGGUGCCUCAACAGGUUAACCAGCAAGAGGUUAAAGAUUCAUAUCAAGUUUCCUCCCAAAUGACAACUGGAUGCACAGAAACUGGAAGGACAGAACAAGCACAGCAAAUUACAGAGAAAACAAAGCUAGAGGUACAAAUGCAGAAAGCCAAACAGAUGCCAAGAAUGCAGCCAACACCGGUGAUGCCUAAAGCAUCAGUGGAAAUGCAUUAUGUGCUACCAGCCACAUCAAUGGAUGUUCAUCAACAAAGAUCAGGACAAACAUCAGUUAUCCAGUCUCAACAGGUUAUUAAGGAGGAAAAUUUGCUGGUACGGGAAAAGAAGGAGAUCACAGUUCAACAGAAAAACAUCCAACAAAAAGAAACAUUUCAGAUUAAGAAGCAAAUUAAAGGAUCAGCAGGCGAGAUAGAGGCAAAUAAGCACCUUCCACAGAUGGAGGCCUGCCACAUGGUUAAAGAGACAGCAGAAAAGACCGCAAAUCUUCAGAGGUAUGAGGAGAUGCAACAACUGCUGAGUUAUACCAAGGUUAUGCAAGAAGAGGGGAAAAUGGAUGCUAAGUCUGUCAAGAUAAUGCUGAGCUUAAUCCCUGAAUGGUUGCUAGGAGCUGAAGAAAAAGCAGAAUUUAGCCGUGCACAGUUCAAUAAACGAAAACUUCAGGAGAUUAUUGUGUACGUAAAAAAUCUUGCUCAAACAAAUCUAAACUUUUUAGAGGAAAAACAUCUGUCACUGGAAAAGGCAGAGACUGAACUGGUAAAGGAAAAGAAACCUAUCGGUGGAGCAACCCAGACAAUAUCAAAAAUAAGCAUUGGUUCAGCUAAAGUGGAACCUCAGAAGAUAGUUAUGGAAAAGACUGUUCAAGACAGAAGUGAAUCAAAAAUGUUGCCUCCCGAGCUUAGAAUGAGAACACCAUCUCCCACAUACAUUUGCAUCGAGACAGCCCGAAGGACAGACUCUCCUCUGCAAGUCACCCCCUCACCUCCACCCUACAGAUCAGGCACAACACCUACUCCCCCAGCUCGCUGGUCUGAAACACCCACAAGUUUUAAUCGAGCUACACCUUCUCCAACUAUCGGUCGCUCAGAAAAAAUAUCCAAACUGAAAGACACAACAGCUAAGCUCUCUCAUGGAGCAACAAUAAGUGUGCAUGGUGAAGUGGCAGAGUCUCACUCAUCAAGCCACCAAGAGUUCACUACUGAAGCCCACAUGACAGAGUCAUCAAUGGCUCAGUCAUCACUGGAGGAUGACUCAAUGUUAAGUGUAAAAGACAAGCGGGAGUUUUUUGAGGAGGCUCAAAAGCUAGAGAGUGCUCGCCAGCAUGUGCGCAAGGAUCCCAUUGAUAUCCCAGAGCGUCUAGGACCAGAUUCAGACAACAAUGAGACAGAAAUACCUAUGAACAUACAUGAGAGGAUGAAAGAGGACAUGCCCAGGGUUGACUUGUCCAGACUUGUCAACCAGUUUGAAUCCCCACAGCCCCAAGUCUACAUGCGGAAGGAGCCAAUUAUAAUUCCUGAGAGGCUAGGCAGCGAUACUGAGGAUACUAAUGAACUGGAUAGAAAACCUCCCCAGGUCGAGGAGAUGCCUAGCUUUGAUAUUAAGGCCCUGAAGAAUGUGUUUGAGAUGGGUGAGCAGGCCCACCAGUAUCUCAGAGAGGACAGAAGGAGACUGGAGGAAUUGGAUGAACCCACAGGUUUUUCUGAGACAAAGUCUGAGACAGAACAUUUUUCAACUGUUGAUGAGUUUGGGAAUACAGUUGUGGGGUCAAGAAGUGAGAGUUCUGCACAUUCUCAGAGCAUAACAACACGACGCGAUCCUCCAACGUAUGCAGAUGUGGUGCGAGGAAAGGUUCCUGUUUUGGAUGUGCCACCUGAGGCCUCAGCUGAGGAACUUUUGAAGAACUUCCAACAGUCAUGGGCAGAUAGUGAGGGCCUUUUUAAGAACCUUGGAUUCAACGUUUCAGUCCAGCAAACCUCACACAGUGUAUCACAUCAACAGCAGACUGUUGUCACCGAAAAUAAAAGUGCCAGACAGCGAACUGUGUCGGGUAUGUCGCAAGAGGGUGUAUCCCAUGGAGUCUCUCAUAGCGGACAAACAAAAUUUUCAUAAAAGCUGUUUCAGGUGUGCCCACUGUAACAGCCAACUAAGCCUCGGAAACUACGCCUCUCUCCAUGGACGGAUGUACUGCAAACCCCACUACAAACAACUUUUUAAGUCUAAAGGAAAUUAUGAUGAAGG
Molecule: messenger RNA, 9997 nt
Organism: Trichomycterus rosablanca
Lineage: Eukaryota; Metazoa; Chordata; Actinopteri; Siluriformes; Trichomycteridae
Gene: xirp2a
Product: xin actin binding repeat containing 2a
Exons: 10
Coding region: 62-9868 (3268 amino acids)
Biological process (GO): actin filament organization; actin cytoskeleton organization
Cellular component (GO): focal adhesion; stress fiber
Molecular function (GO): actin filament binding
Source: RefSeq, a predicted model, not a curated record